AUGGCUGCACAUUUGAUUACGGACAAACGCCUUUUAACUCACUAUUGCAAUAAGCUGGACACUAUCAUCUCAAGAUUCAAGGGCGAGGAACUUGAGACCCUUAACGUAGCCGCAGCGCAAGGAGAAUCAGCUUCUCACUACACAAGGGAAAGUCUCCAGCGACUAAGCGAAGCAAUAGGAGCUUUAGAUACAGUGACGCACAACAUCAAACAAACAAUGACGGAGUACGCUACGAAAUUCACGGAGCUGGACUACCCGACUGAAAAAGACAAACAAGACUUUGAGGAAUAUUCAGCAAAAGCGGAAAAAGCACUCAUUUCGGCCACGGAUUACUUACUGGUUCUGAAGGCAAGGGUUCACGCUUUCAUUGUGGUAAAAGCACAGCCAGAACACAACCAACACAGUGGAUCAGUCCAGGACGGUCGAAUAUUGCCAAAGCAAAGAAGACUCGGCUGUGCUAUCCUUAUUGCAGCGACGCACAUGGCAGCAAACAAGGCGCAUUGUAGCCUGGAUCCUCCGUUUCGUCAGGAAUGUCGCAGGCCAGGCAAGUGCCAACAACCAGUCACCCAUAUCACUAUCUAUGCUACUUUCCGCACCGAAUAA
Molecule: messenger RNA, 603 nt
Organism: Cylicocyclus nassatus
Lineage: Eukaryota; Metazoa; Nematoda; Chromadorea; Rhabditida; Strongylidae
Source: the annotation of a GenBank genome assembly